CCUCCCUGCUGCUUUUGCUGCCACAGGAACUAGCAGCCUGCUGCUGCUGCUGCUGGUUGGCUAUCAGCUUCAUCAGCAGCAAAAAGCAGUGCCAAGGUGCAAGGUGUAAGCACUCAAGGCUACUCUGAAACAGCAGUCCGCGAGCAAGGCGCAUACCUCACACACCAAAAAACAUGCGACUGUUGCAGCAGCUGUCCGUGUGUUGCGCCGUCAUCGGUAGCAGGGCAUGGACGAGCCAAGCGUUCCUGCUGUCUUCAGGGGUAGGGCGGCUCUCGCGAUCCAUGGUCAUGCUUGGAUCUACCAUAUCGGACGUCCGCAUCCACAAAGACGUUGUCGUGAUCGGUGGUGGCCUCGCCGGACUCUCGACGGCCUUGGAGCUGGCAAAGCGAGGGAAGCAGGUAACGGUGCUGUCUCGCAAUCGUGCGGAAGCGGCAGCGGAGGCUGCCGGGGGGAUGAUUGCUCCUCAAGCAGAGCGGUUGGAGAGCGGGCCUUACCUCGAUCUUUGCUUGACGAGCCGGGCGAUGUACGCGGAGUGGGUCCGGAGCAUCGAGGCGAUUGCCGGGAUGGGUGGAGAGACGGCUGGAGAGCAGACUGCUGCCGAGACAACAAGGACACACUUCUGGAGCUCGGGAGGGUUCAUGAGUCCGGCCUUCGAAGGCGAUGCUGUGCACGUGUGGAGCCCUCCGCCUGAGGGGGGGCAGGCCCAUUGGAUCGGCAGAGACCAGGCUUUGGAAAUGGAGCCUUCUUUGUCUCCUGAUAUCGUUGGGGCGUGGUGGUUUCCCCAAGACAUGAGCAUCGACGCGCAGCGGAUGUUCAGGGUGUUGGAGCAGGCGUGCAGCAAGGGCGGUGUGGAGAUACUCCAAGGGACGGCGGCAGCUAGCCUCGUAUACGACAGCGAAGGCACGUCCGUGGACGCCGUAGUGUUGGAGGACGGUCGGCAAGUUCACGCCAAUGCCGUUGUUUCGGCGACAGGCGCCUGGAUGCGCGAGCUAAUGCCGGUCCCCAUGGUGCCGCACAAGGGGCAGAUGAUGGCACUCAGGGAGCCGGCGGGUGGGCUGGGUGCGGGAGCGCCUAGGCAGGGUGGGGGAAUCGGUCUGACACGCGUGUUCUUCGCGGAGGGGUGCUACAUUAUCCCAAAGAGGGAUGGUCGUGUCGUCGUCGGCUCCACGGUAGAGGUGGGAGAGUACGGUAUUUACAACACCCCGGCCGGCAUCAAGCAGAUCAUCGACGCCGCCGUGAAGGUCUGCCCCGCUCUCGCAGAUCUGGCGAUAGAGCGCACGUGGGCGGGAUUGCGGCCGGUCACCCCCGACUGCUUUCCGGUGCUCGGCGCCUCCCCCCGCUGCCCUAACCUCUUCGUCGCUGGCGGGUACUGGCGCAACGGCGUUCUGCUCGCCCCUAAGACGGCGCAACUGGUGGCGGACGCGGUUUGCGGCCUUCUAUCUCCGCAAGACGAAAGUUUCUUGCAGGAGUUCUCCAUGGACCGGUUCACCAAACUAGGGGAAUCGGCAGCGGCAGCAGCGCGGGAUGAUAAGCCUCGUGCUCAACCCGCCGCUGCUGUGGAACCACAACGGCCUGCGCCGACGGGAACGUUUUCAUCGUCGGGUUCGAGGGCAGAAGGUUUCAUUUCGGAGGCCUCGCCAUCCGAGGUGUUGGAGAUGGAGCGCGCGGCGUUGGAGGGUGCCAACGACGCGAGCAUACUGUCGGCCCUUGAGGGCAUGUUCGGCGAGGGGAUGGUCCCGGUGGAGGUGGAGGAAGAUGACGCAUCAAGAGACGUGCCAAGCACCCAUGCCUCGAGCACCAAUUCGGCUCCUGCUUCUUCUGCUUCUGCUUCCAAAGUACAGGAACCGGUGAACGACUAUCACGCAAGCGAGCAAUUCUCUGAGGAAAAGUUGAAGGAGGCACGGAUGGCCAACCGCAUGCUACAGGAAGACAGCUCCGAUGCGAGACUUGAGUCUGUCUUCGGCGGUGGUCCUGAGGAGGCCGGGUUUUCGGAGGGAAUCGCAAACAUUAACUCGUGGGACGAUGGGGCUGCGGAGGUUGCCAGCAUCAUCGGGGCCGAGCUGGUGGAGAUGGAGGUGGACAUCCCAGACGGCAUGACGAUCGAGGAGGCGCUGGCUGAGCAGGGCCCGAUGAUGAAGGUAUUGUUGGAGAGCCCUUCUGGCGAAGAGGUAGAGGUCCCAAGAGGGAUGAACGUUGCUGGCAUGGUGGAAGCGGGACUCAUCGCACCCGUGGGCGAGGCAGACGAUGACGGGGAAGACUUCUUCGGCGAAGGGGGUGCGGGGGCACGGGGGUGGAAGGUGCAAGAACCCCCUGCCGGCACGUUUGACCCUUCGGCCGUUAAGGGUGCGGGAGAGCGAAGCACGGAGGUUAGCGAGCUGUACGCCAAAGUUAUGGCUAACAAGGCCAAGGCCAAGGGGGUCGGGGGAGGAGAGACAUCGAAAACGAAUUCCCCGUCUACUACGCGGAACGGCCACAACGGGAUCAACGUGAAGGUGAAGGAUGGAGCAAAGGGUGCGAGCUCUUGGCUUGGUGACAUCCUCGCCAUGGGUCAGGGGUCAGGCGGCUCCAAGGAGAAAAGGGAGGUCGAAGAUACGCACAGAAACAGCGGCGAAAAGGUCGAGGGAACAGCUCAUGUCGGGGCAGGCGCGGAGGUUUCCUCCGAAUCAGAUGGGGCAGCAGGAGAAGCGGAGGAGAUGGUUGGUUACGACUUCAUCCUGAAAGACAGAGGGGACGAGGAGGGAAAAGUCGCAAGAAGCGCGCGGGCUUUGGCCAGGGACGCUCCAGAAGGACAAGAGGCGUGGGAAAACUAUGAGAAGAUCGCUAACGAAGCCAUGGCGAGUGUGGGGGGGAUGGAAGCUGUCGAGUAUUUGCCUCCAUGAUCACUCCCGAGGCGGCGCCGUGCGUGCCGUACUG
Molecule: messenger RNA, 2913 nt
Organism: Ectocarpus sp. CCAP 1310/34
Lineage: Eukaryota; Phaeophyceae; Ectocarpales; Ectocarpaceae
Source: the annotation of a GenBank genome assembly